Acaulospora colombiana is the source of this 145-nucleotide messenger RNA. The record is from the annotation of a GenBank genome assembly. NCBI's taxonomy places the organism in Eukaryota, Fungi, Glomeromycota, Glomeromycetes, Diversisporales, Acaulosporaceae.
UGCUCCUGUGGUCUUAAAACAAGACCAUAACACGGUUGAAGAUUUUUGCAAUAGUAUUCAUAAAGGGAUAGUUAAACAGUUCAAAUAUUCCGCAAAACAUCAACCCCAAAAGGUCGGGUUGAAUCAUCAGCUUCAAGAUGAAGAU